AUGGAGAAGAAAUUGUAUGAAGAUUUUAGUGUGGAAACCAAAAAAACGAGGACCGUCGGAUUUCUGGAAAAAAUCCAUCGGAGAGUCCCCGUUGCGCCACGUGGCACCCGCCCGUUGGAGCUGUCAGUGGCUGACGCCAGCGCUGGCGUCACGCUGACGCCAGCGCUGACGUCAGCCAACUCGGGCUUCAGCCCGGGCAAGACUUGCCCUUGGGCUUCCUUGGGCUCGUGGGACCCGCCACCAAACUGGGCUACGGGCCCUGCGCUGGAGCUGUCUCGGGCUGCGUCGGGCAGCCUUUCCCCCGGGCUUCCUCCUGCGCUGGAGAUGCUCCGUAACCAACCCGCCGAGCACGUCUGCACAAACCCCUAA
This is a messenger RNA of Prunus armeniaca (apricot), 369 nucleotides long. NCBI's taxonomy places the organism in Eukaryota, Viridiplantae, Streptophyta, Magnoliopsida, Rosales, Rosaceae. The record is from the annotation of a GenBank genome assembly.